Messenger RNA from Ficedula albicollis (Collared flycatcher), 2271 nucleotides. Its product is annotated as multidrug and toxin extrusion protein 1-like. Gene Ontology annotation, biological process: xenobiotic detoxification by transmembrane export across the plasma membrane. The record is from RefSeq and is a predicted model, not a curated record. The transcript is spliced from 18 exons. Gene Ontology annotation, molecular function: antiporter activity; xenobiotic transmembrane transporter activity. The coding region runs from base 164 to 1948 and encodes 594 amino acids. Gene Ontology annotation, cellular component: membrane. NCBI's taxonomy places the organism in Eukaryota, Metazoa, Chordata, Aves, Passeriformes, Muscicapidae.
UGAGCGAGCCACAGCCCCGCCGCUGCCGGCAGCGCGCAGAGCCGGGCACGCUCCGCUGCGAGCGCAGGACGAGCCUCCAGCCCCCGGAGCUGUGCUGAAGCACGAGAGGCGGGCUUAACAGAGCGCGGAGGAAGGGGCUUGUUCCACUCCCCGGCAGGACAGCAUGAAGCCGGAGAACUUCCCCGAGGAGAAUGGCAUCGGGGAGGGAAAGGCUGCUGGCCAGGGCAGUCUCACACCCGGGAGCUGCCAGAAGAAACGCCGCUGGAUCCCCGAACACUUCUGGGAGGACGUGAGGCAGCUGCUGGUGCUGGCGGGGCCGCUGAUCCUGAUCCAGCUGCUGAUCUUCCUGAUCCACCUCGUCAGCUCCAUAUUCUGUGGCCACUUGGGCAAGGUUGAGCUGGCCUCUGUCACUCUGGCCAUCGCUGUUAUAAAUGUCACUGCCAUCUCUGUAGGUUAUGGUUUGACUUCAGCAUGUGACACCUUGAUAUCACAGACCUACGGCAGCAAGAACCUGCUGCGGGUGGGGGUGAUCCUGCAGCGUGCCACCAUCAUCAUCCUCCUCUGCUGCUUCCCUUGCUGCGCCCUCCUCAUCAACGUCGAGCAGCUGAUGCUGGCCAUACGGCAGGACCCCGAGGUCUCCAGGCUGACCCAGCACUAUGUGAAUGCUUUUCUGCCUGCCCUCCCGGUGGUUUUUCUGUAUAACCUGGAGACGAGAUACCUGCAGAACCAGAUGAUCAUGUGGCCAUUGGUGCUGAGUGGGGUCAUCGGCAACAUCAUCAACGUGGCUGCAAACUACGUCCUCCUCUACGUGUUCGAGCUGGGCGUCACGGGCUCUGCCUGGGCCAACACCAUCGCUCAGUAUUCACAAACCAUUUUCUUGUUCCUGUACAUCGUAGGCAGGAAACUCCACGUGAAAACCUGGGGAGGCUGGUCCUCCGAGUGCCUGCUGGACUGGGACAGCUUCACCUCCCUGGCUAUCCCCAGCAUGCUCAUGAUGUGCAUCGAGUGGUGGACCUAUGAGAUUGGGAGCUUCUUGAUAGGCCUGCUGAGCGUUGUCGAGCUCUCCGUCCAGUCCAUCAUCUAUGAGGUGUCUGUUGUGGCUUUCAUGAUCCCCCUGGGGCUGGGCACAGCUGCCAGUGUGCAGGUGGGCAACGCUCUGGGCGCUGGCGACUUCGAGGCAGCCAAGAGAUCCUCCAGCACCAGCCUGAUCUGCACAGGGGUGUUCUCCGUUAUUGUGGGGUCCAUUUUAGCUGCCACGAAGAACGUGCUGGGAUACAUCUUCACCAAGGACAGGGAAAUCGUUGACUUGGUGGCGUGGGUCAUGCCUGUCUACAUUGUCUUCCACUUGUUUGAAGCCAUGACUGGUGCCUGUGGUGGGGUGCUCAGAGGCAUCGGGAAGCAGAAAUUCGGUGCCAUCCUCAACGGCGUGAGUUACUACGGUGUGGGCCUGCCCCUGGCAGCUGUGCUGCUCUUCGUGGCCAAGAUCGGCGUCAUUGGCCUGUGGGUCGCGAUGCUCGUCUGUGUCUUCAUGCUCUGCAGCUGCUUCGUCACCUACAUCUACCGUGUGGACUGGGAGAAGGCAGCCAAGGAGGCUCAGCGCCGUGCAGGAGUGACCCAGCUGCCACCACCAGAGCUGCCAAGCCUGGGCUCUGAACCCUCCUGCAAGGAUCUGGAUGUGGCACCAGCCCCCCAGCCCCACACUUACCUGCCUGCCAGGGCCGUGCUGGGGUCUGUCGCGGGAAUAGAAGCGCAGACCGACGUUGUGCUCACGGGCAUCACCAAGACAGAAGGAGCCACGUACCAGCUGGAGCUGCGAGAGGCCCCCCCCGCUGCUGCCACCCCCGUGGUCACCAGGCAGCUGCUCCUGCGCCGUGCCCUGGCCGUGCUGGUGGCUGUUGGCAUGCUGGCGCUCGGCGUGGCCGUAAAGCUGACCACUGGCCCGCACUGACCCGCGCCAAGGACUCUGGGGACUUGUUUUUGGGGUGAAAGCCUUUCCUGAGGGACAGGCGUACAAAGCAGGCAGCAGGCAGCGAGGAAAUGGAGAGCACGCCUGUCCCCCAGGAGCCAAAGGGCCUCUGUCAGUGCUCAGCAGCGUUUGUGCAGAUAUGGGUUGGGAGGGGGCACCGAGGCUGCUCUGGCACCCAAAAUGCUGCUGUGCACACUGAGGGUGUGGGGGACCCCCAGCCCACACUGCCACCACUCCCUGGAGCUAAGCACAGCCCAGCUCCCCUCGCUGCUCCAUGACAAGUGCCCAAUAAAGAAUAAACCUGG